Molecule: messenger RNA, 315 nt
Organism: Sclerotinia sclerotiorum 1980 UF-70
Lineage: Eukaryota; Fungi; Ascomycota; Leotiomycetes; Helotiales; Sclerotiniaceae
Exons: 4
Coding region: 1-315 (104 amino acids)
Cellular component (GO): mitochondrial matrix
Molecular function (GO): protein-folding chaperone binding; metal ion binding; ATP binding
Source: RefSeq, a predicted model, not a curated record
AUGUCUACCGCUCUCAAGUCAAUCAAAUCUCUCGCUCCUCUCCUUGACCGUGUCUUGGUCCAGAGAAUUAAGGCAGAGACCAGAACCGCUGCCGGUAUCUACCUCCCAGAGUCCAGUGUGAAGGAGCUCAACGAGGCUAGAGUUUUGGCUGUCGGGCCAGGAGGUUUGGAUAAGGAUGGAAAGAGAGUUAGCUGCGGUGUUCAGGCUGGUGACAAAGUUUUGAUUCCUCAGUACGGAGGAUCACCAGUUAAGGUCGGAGAAGAAGAAUACACUUUGUUCAGAGACCAUGAUAUCCUUGCAAAAAUUAACGAAUAA